Messenger RNA from Schistocerca americana (American grasshopper), 705 nucleotides. Its product is annotated as proline-rich protein HaeIII subfamily 1-like. The transcript is spliced from 3 exons. The coding region runs from base 1 to 705 and encodes 234 amino acids. NCBI's taxonomy places the organism in Eukaryota, Metazoa, Arthropoda, Insecta, Orthoptera, Acrididae. The record is from RefSeq and is a predicted model, not a curated record.
AUGUACGGGAAAUUUAUUAUAUCGAGCAGUCAAGUGCCUGAUGAUGAUGACAAUCAUCAUGACGGUGGUGGUAGUAGUGGUGGUGGUGGUGGCAGGAAUGGUGACUUUGUACUGCACACAUCUGGCAAACAGAAACGGGGGCAGCAAGUGAGUGCGCUCCACCUGUUCGUACAGAGAGCGGCGGUUGGUGUAUGUGAGGCUGGCGAUUUGGUCCGCGGCGGGUUCCAGCCGCGCCUUCCGACUUCGCUGCCGCCCCCAGGGCAGCAGCAGCAGCCGUCGCCGCUACCACGCCGACAGCCCGUCCCGUUGAUGCCUCCCGCGCAGCUUCAUCCGGGAGCGCCCCAGGUGGUCGCUCCGGCGCCUGCGGUCCCUCUUCAGUCGCCACCGCCUUCGGAGCUGAUGGACGUCGACCCCUCAGCCGGGCCGCCUUCCCAAGCGGUGGCUGUGCAGCCUGUCCUGCAGCCGCUUUCCUUGGGCACCCCCAAGGAGUCUGACACCGCAGCGCCUUGUCCAGCGCACACUCAGCAGCCGUCGACGCAGCGUCAGGAGACGCUGCCUCUCUUCGUGGGUCCCGACUCCCCGUCGCGUCCAGUACCAGAAGCUGCCCUGCAGCCGCCGCUGCUUGUCCCACACCGCGAGCGAGCGAGCGUGGCCGGCGGGACGCUGGGUGCAUCCGCAGACAUGGCUGUGGCCGCGUUCAACUGA